This is a messenger RNA of Biomphalaria glabrata, 14713 nucleotides long. Its product is annotated as cytoplasmic dynein 2 heavy chain 1-like. Lineage: Eukaryota; Metazoa; Mollusca; Gastropoda; Planorbidae. Gene Ontology annotation, cellular component: dynein complex. The transcript is spliced from 77 exons. Gene Ontology annotation, molecular function: dynein intermediate chain binding; minus-end-directed microtubule motor activity; ATP hydrolysis activity. Bases 215 to 13177 code for a protein of 4320 amino acids. The record is from RefSeq and is a predicted model, not a curated record. Gene Ontology annotation, biological process: microtubule-based movement.
UUUGUCUCUUAGGAUAUAAUUGGUUUUCAGUCAUAAGCCAAUCCAUAAGAAGAAAACAAUCUUGCCAAAGAUACAUUCCUCAGCUGUAGCGUUUGUCUGUUGUCAAGUGUGUCAAAGAAUGUUAGUGAUUAAAAUAGGAUCUAUAUAGUCAAAUAAUUGAAAGCUGAUCCAUGUUAGUUGAGAUUCAUCACUGUUGGCAUCAAUAAGCUUCAGGAUGCCUGGAGAUUCUAGAAAAGAUUUUGUUUUGGUGACCACUGCCAACUACUUUGGCGUGAUGGUCAAUGAUAGUGCAAUCACAAAUUUAUUUAACAGUCCACCAUUAAACAGCUUUCUUGAUGAUGGUAAUGUCAUGGUUCUUGCUGGAAAACUGGAUCCCAAGAAAGACAAAAAGAUUGAUUUUUUAAACAAAGUUGAGGCAUCAGAUUCCAAAGAGAGAGUGAUCGUCUUUUUCAAGAUACGCCCUGAGUCAAUAACACCCGAUAAUCUCCAGGCCAAUGUCAUCGUCUCAUCCAUGAUUGAUUCUCCGCUCAAUACUUUAUAUCAUGCAGUUCAAAAGGUUUAUGCCCCAUUGCUGUUGGAUGAUGGGAAGUACAGCCGUAACAUUGACCCCAAACUCCAAAGUUUAUUGAGUGAACUAGAAGCGGGGCUUGGCUCUGCCAUACGCAAACGAGAUCCCAGUUUUAAAGGACGCACAGGGGAAGAGGAAAAUCUGGGCAGUAUUUUAACGCCAAUGGAUGAAUUUCAAUACUGGCAAGACAUGACCAGAUCCAAUGCAGGAGGUGGGGAUCUAAGAGAGGCCGCAGAGAGUUACACUGAGCUUUUUGCCCCUAUAUCCAAAGAUUAUGGAGGACUGGAUUCUUUGUCGUUGCAAGAUGGCAUGGAACUAGUGGAGAUAACCCAGGACACACUGGAUGACCUGUGGAAGCAGGGAAGCCCACCUUACCCUGAACACAGAAUGAGACAUCUUAUGGAAAUUAUUGCUGGCUCCCUUGGUCGCUAUGUCCAACAGAAACUGGCCUCUGUGAAUAUGUGGACUGGUCAGUUUAGCUCAGUGAGAGAGUCCCUCAGGAUGGGUGUUUCACUCUGUGAGCGAUGGACCACAGCCUGUGAAACAUUGACAUCACAGUUCUGGAAAAGAUACGGACCUCAUCCUUGGAAAGGAGAGACUUGCAAACCAAAAACUUUAGUCAAACUGGGCGCUAGACUUGAAGAGAUUCUGUCAAUAAGAACUGUACAUGAGCAGCUUCUGAGGCUUCUAACUGCCCAGGAACAAAAAGAGCUGAGUGUCUCUGAGGCAUUUACUCCCUUUCUGGGGCUCAACCCCCUCCAGUACAAUCCAUACACACAGCCCCUGUGGGCGGCAGCUGUCCAGCAAUAUGAACGUUCCAUGGAGCCCUCACAGCAGAGAAUUGCUGGUAAACUACGGAAUCAGUUCAGGCAGUUAGACCAGAACCCACAACAACUUCUGAGAGAGUUUCAAAGAUAUAAAGAGCUUGUUAGAAGGCCAACAAUUACUAAGGAACUCAUUGCAGAGAGAGAAACUCUCCUGGGUCAAUUGAUUACAUUUGUGAGACAAGUGAAUGAAGACUUCAACUCUUGCACUGGCAAAGGAGGAAAAGAUCGUAUUCCUAAAGGCAAAAACAACCCAGAAGUUGUCAACAAUAUCAUCUAUGUAAAACAGCUGGAGGCUAAGAUUGAUGAGACAAAGAUGAUUGCUGAUGUCCUGCUGGGUGAUCUAAAUGGCUACCAAAAGUUUCAGAAAGACAUGGAAAACUUAAAAGAAGAUUUGCAGAACUGGCGCAGGGAUCAGUUUGAUGAAUGGUCGCAAGAAAUACAAUCAUUGAUUGAAGACCAGCACAAGCCAUUGAGUCUUGAAACUAGUGGGAAGCUGAUGGAACUGAAUCACAAAGAUGGGAAACUGAGAGUCAACUACAGUGACCGCCUGGUAACUCUCCUGCGUGAAGUUAGACAACUCAGCUCUAUUGGGUUCAGUGUGCCUGCUAAGAUACAACAAGUUGCUGAAACUGCCCAAAAAUUUUACAGAUAUGGUGUGAUUCUUAAACAGGUUGGAAAUUUCUACAACACUAUUGACCAACAAAUGUUACCCAGCCAACAAGCCAUGAUGUUAGAUUCAGCUCUGGCUUUUGAAAAAUUAGUCAAAAAUCCCAAAACGGGGGUCAAAUCUAAAGGUGACAAUGUUCAAGUCACCUGGGACAAUCCUGAACAGUUGGAACACUACAUCAAAAAACUUCAGACUGCCGCAGACAGACUCUCCACAGAGAACAGAAAACUAAGAAAAGUUCAUUUUCAGAUUUCUGAUAAGGUCCAGGAACUAAUGUCUGUUGAUUUAUUGAGACAGCAGCAGCGCUGGAAAGAUGGCUUGAUGGACAUACGUCAUAUCAUGGCCAACUUGGUCCAGCAAGGGUUUGCUAGUGAGAAUAUGACCCCAUGGAAGUCUCACUGGGACCGACAGCUGUACAAAGCUUUAGAACAUCAGUAUCUCAUGGGUCUGGAAGCAUUGAAUGAGAACCUUCCAGAAAUAAGAGUUGAACUGACUUACAGACAACAGAAGCUCCAGUUCAGACCUCCAUUUGAAGAGAUCAAAGCUAAAUAUUUCAGAGAAAUGAAAAAGUUCAUCAGCAUUCCUAACCAUUUUAAAGGGGUAGGUGAUGGUGGACCAGAUCUUAUUUUCCCAGCAAUCAUUGACAGGAAUGGCCAGAACUUUAUCACAUGUUACCGUAAAGCCAACCAAUUGUUUACCAGACUGGCUGCAGUGGAAGAUCAGUUUAAGGACUGGGUCGUGCUCGGAGCCAUUGACCUUGACCAGUUUGUUGAAGAUAAUUUAAAAGAACUUGUGGAUUGGGAAAAAAACUUCAGGGCAUUAAAAGGCAGAGGUAGAGAUGCUGAGAAGCUUCCAAAUGUUGUCAAAGUGGACUGUAUCACAGUGAGCACAACUCCAGUCAAGUCUGUCAUCGAUGACCUGAUCCAGAGACUGUUUGAUGCACUUCUCAACUCUCUGCGCAAGUCUAUUAACAAAGAUGUCAGCCAGAUUGAUGGCUUUGUCUCCACGGCUACCGAGACACUGUCCCAGAGGCCUCAGACUGUGCAGGAGAUUGGGGAGGCCAAUGCUAAACACACUGAAUUCAUGGCAACUAAGAAAGAGGUCAAGCCUCUUUUUGACAAAGCAGAAAGUAAAAAUAAAUUGCUUAGGUCAGUGGCAGGGGGUGGUGUGGAGUCCUUGACUCAGUUACAGAGCAGAUGGGACAAGUUUGAGAUUAUGAUGGAAUCCCACCAGCUGAUGGUUAAAGAGCAGGUGGAAGUGAUGAAAAAUAAUGUGUUGGCCAGGGUCAAGGCCUUUCACCAAGAAGUGGAGAAAUUUUCUGCCAGGUGGCACCAGCUGAAGCCAGGGAACGAUGCACUGGAAGGCGACAAGGAAACUCUGGACAAAGCUGUAGCAGUCAUCAAGGAGAAGCGCCAGGAGUUUGUCGAGAUUGAAGAGAACAUGAACAAAAUUGUCUCUGAUUGUCAACAUUUUGAUCUGGAGAAGCCAGAUUUUUCUGCAGUCGAAGACCUGAAAGCAGAUAUGGCUAGUUGUGAGGGAAUGUGGUCUUUGUAUGAAGAGUUUAACAGUGGGCUUCAAAAUUUGGCUAAAGAAGACUGGAUCUCCUUUAGAUCUAAAGCUUACUUGUUUGAAGAGUUCCUUGGAAGUUGGUAUGAGAAAUUGAAAACAAGGGAAACAACCACCAUGACAGUCAAAAUAUUGAAAGACAUUGAAACUUACAAGACUGUGCUUCCUGUUCUAAAAUGGGUCAGAGGUGAACCUUUAUCCCAAGAUCAUUGGCUAGAAAUGUUCAGACUUCUGCAAAUGCCAAGGGGGACUACUCUAGAGAAGCUAACUUUUGGACACAUUCUGGCAGUCAGCGAGAACAUCAUUAGGAAUGCUGAAGCCAUUAAAGAAUUGAACCAACGAGCUCAAGGGGAGGUAACAAUCAGAGAAGCCAUACGUGAGCUAGAGUUAUGGGGAGCUGGUGCCAUUUUUGCUUUUACUGAAUAUGUCGACAGCAACAAGAAUAAAAUGAAUCUGAUCAAAGAUUGGAAAGAUCUUGUCAACCAGGUAGGUGACAAUCAAUGUCUACUGCAGUCAUUGAAAGAUUCCCCCUACUACAAAAGUUUUGAAGACAAAGCCUCAGUGUGGGAGCAGCGCCUGGCUGACCUGGAUGAGUACCUGCACAACUUGAACCAGAUUCAGCGUAAGUGGGUUUACCUAGAGCCCAUAUUCGGACGAGGAGCUCUUCCUAAAGAGCAGGGAAGAUUCAAAAGAGUGGAUGAUGACUUUAGGGCCAUAAUGAGAGAUGUCAACAGAGACAACCGAGUACUUUCAUUGGUCAACCAAUCUGGGCUGAGAAACUUAUUGGUCACCAUGCUGGAUCAGCUUCAGCGCUGUCAAAAAUCUUUGAAUGAGUUCCUGGAAGAGAAAAGGUCUCUCUUUCCUCGUUUCUAUUUCAUUGGAGAUGAUGAUUUGCUGGAAAUACUUGGACAAGCAACAAAUCCGACAGUGAUCCAGUCCCACUUGAAAAAAUUAUUUGCUGGCAUUCACUCUGUGGACUUUGAUGAAGACAACAGUCAUAUAGUAGCCAUGAAAUCUUUGGAUGGAGAGGUGGUUCCUUUGAAAAGGAAGGUCAAGGUCACUUCUGAUGUGGAGGUUUGGCUAGGCAAACUGGCAGAUGAGAUGAAAGAUACAUUAAAAGAGUGCCUGAUGCUUUGUUUGAAGGAUGCCAAGACAAGUCGUGGUGGCCUUGACCCACAAAAAUACCCAUCACAGAUCUUGUGUUUGGCAGAGUACAUCAAGUUUACAGAAAGCUGUGAGGAGGCCAUCAGGAAAAACAGCUUGAGAGACCUUCAGAAUGAGGUCAUGGGUCAACUGGAAGGUUAUACCAAUGUGGAUUUAGAAGGAGUUCAAAGCACAGAAGCUAAUGUUCUCCAGUUGAAAUUGAAAGCUUUGAUCUUAGACACAAUCCACAACAUGGAUGUAGUGGACCAGCUGGUGGCAGCCAAUGUGAAAUCAGUCCAAGAGUGGCAGUGGCAGAAACAGCUCAGAUAUUACAUUCGCAAAGAUGGUGUGUGUGUCAUGCAAAUGGUGGACUCUGAAUUUGAAUACACUUUUGAGUACCAAGGCAACGCUGCUAAACUUGUCCACACUCCAUUGACUGAUAAAUGUUACUUGACUUUGACUCAAGGUAUGCACAUGGGUCUAGGAGGGAACCCAUACGGCCCUGCUGGUACUGGCAAAACUGAGUCAGUCAAAGCUUUGGGGGGCUUGUUUGGUCGUCAAGUGUUAGUCUUUAACUGUGAUGAGGGUAUUGAUGUGAAGUCCAUGGGAAGAAUAUUCAUUGGUCUAGUGAAAUGUGGUGCCUGGGGUUGUUUUGAUGAGUUCAAUCGUCUUGAGGAAGCUGUGCUGUCCGCUGUCUCCAUGCAGAUUCAAGUCAUACAGGACGCCAUCAAAAACAAAGCCAAAGCUAUAGAAUUGCUGGAAAGAAAUGUAAAUAUUGACCAUAAUUCUGGUAUCUUCAUCACCAUGAACCCUGCUGGAAAAGGCUAUGGAGGCAGACAGAAACUACCAGACAACUUGAAACAGUUGUUCCGUCCUGUAGCCAUGACAAAACCAGACAAUGACUUAAUUGCUGAAGUGAUUCUCUUUUCUGAAGGUUUCAAACAGGCCAAGAAUCUGGGCAGGAAGUUAGUCAGCAUCUUCAACUUGUCCAAAGAGCUGCUAACACCACAACAACAUUAUGACUGGGGUCUGAGAGCUCUCAAAACUGUGCUGAGUGGAUGUGGGAAUUUACUUCAACUCUCUAAAAAAUCUGGCAAUGUCAAGGUUGAUGCCAAUCUAGAAGCCAAGUUGGUGGUCCAAGCUUUAAGGAUCAACACCCUUUCAAAGCUGACUUUUGCUGACAGCUCCAGAUUUGAUGCUUUGGUGCGGGAUGUUUUCCCAGGGGUAGAGUUCAAGGACAUUGAGUAUGAGACACUGGGGGCAGCUUUUAAAGAAGUUUGUGCUGAGAAUAAUUUAAUUGUCAAUGACAAUCAGGUGAAGAAAGCUCUGGAACUUUAUGAGCAGCUGCGCCAGAGGAUGGGAGUUGUGGUGGUUGGCCCUAGCGGAUCAGGAAAGACAACCUUAUGGAAAAUACUGCGUCAGGCAAUGAUGAAACUUGGAAAAACUGUCAAGCAGUAUGUGAUGAAUCCAAAAGCUAUGCCUAGAACACAGCUCCUGGGUCAGAUUGACAUGGACACCAGAGAGUGGACUGAUGGUGUGUUGACCUACAGCGCCAGACAGGUGGUCAGAGAGCCUCAAGAAGUUCAGUCGUGGAUCAUCUGUGAUGGUGACAUUGACCCUGAGUGGAUCGAGUCGUUGAAUUCGGUCCUUGAUGACAACCGUCUCCUUACCAUGCCUUCUGGAGAGAGAAUUCAGUUUGGUCCUAAUGUCAACUUCCUGUUUGAAACACAUGACCUCAGCUGCGCCUCACCUGCAACCAUUUCACGCAUGGGUAUGAUCUUCCUCAGUGAUGAAGAUGUUGAUGUCAAAGCUUUGGUCAAUGCCUGGCUGAAAACUCAAGAAGAAAGUGACCAGCAACUCCUGUCUGGGUGGAUAGAAGACCACUUCUACAGAGCGCUACAGUGGGUGCUGAAACAGAAUGAUCUAGUUGUUGAGACAAGUCUGGUUGGUAUUGUCUUGAACGGGUUAUCUCACUUGCAUCAUGUGACCAGCAAGGCACACUUUGCCGUCUGCUUGAUUCAUGGACUUGGAGGCAACCUCACUGAAGGAUCAAGGGAAAUAUUUGCUAAAGAGGUUUUCUCCUGGUGCAAUGAGUCCCCUCCUGACCCCAGGCGACCUUUGGAUACUUUCUUUGACAAUAGCCUGGGUAGAUUGAUGCAGUACAACAUGGAGAAAGCGGAAGAGCUGAGAGCAGACAACUUCCUGUCCUCCAUGUCUCUGCCUGUCAUAAGAACUGGAGAUGUUCAGAGAGCGCUGGAUUACUUUUUACCUUGGCUGGACGCUGACACAAGACAACCUUUCAUUAUAUGUGGACCUGAAGGCUGCGGCAAAGGACUUUUACUCCGCCAUGCAUUUGAAAAGUUGAGGUCAACUCAAGUGGCCAUGGUCCACUGCAGUGCGCAGACCAAUCCUUCCCACAUCCUGCAAAAACUGGGUCAGACCUGUAUGGUCAUCUCUACCAACACUGGCAGAGUGUACCGGCCAAAGGACUGUGAGAGGCUCCUGCUCUACCUGAAGGACAUCAACCUUCCCAAACCAGACAAGUGGGGCACCUGUCAGAUGAUAGCCUUUCUCCAGCAGGUCGUGACCUACAAUGGCUUUUAUGACUCCAACCUGGAGUGGGUGGGACUUGAAGGAGUUCAGAUUGUAGCCAGCAUGAAUGCAGGAUCAACACUUGGGAGACACAAGCUGACCACUAGAUUCACUUCAGUUGUUCGCAUCUGCAAUGUAGGGUACCCAGACAGAGACCAACUUCAAACCAUUUAUGCUGCCUACCUGAAGCCAAUCUUAAAUCGCCAGUUAGCCAAACAUGCAGUCUGGGGAAGUAGCUCUAAAGUAUCUGCCCUGGCCAACAGUAUGAUUCAAUUCUAUGAGCAGCUGAGGUCAAGGUUCACAGUGGAUGACUACAGCCAUUACUUAUUUACACCUCGAGACCUGACCAAUUGGGCCAUGAGCCUGCUAAGAUAUGACCUGACAGACGGGUCCAAGGACAACACUGCAGACACUGUGCUGGAAGUCUGGGCCUACGAGGCCAGGAGACUGUUCCGUGACAGAAUUGUGGGUCAGGACAACCGCAGCAAGUUUGACAGCAUGCUCCAGUCAGUGGUGCGUUCUGAUUGGUCUACCAACAUAUUUGAUGACAUUGACAACACUUUCUUUGUGACCUGGGGUGCCAGGUCUGACUCUGGUGUACCAGCUGUAGGAGCCGGAGCCCCACUGCCUCCACAUGGCAAGCCUCUAGGGAAACUCUCGGAAGAUGACUUGAAAACAGUUAUAGAGAAAGGCAUCAGAUUCUUUAGUCAUGAAAAUCGACAGUUGGACAUUCUGAUUUUCAAAGAAGUGCUAGAGCACAUGGCACGAGUCGACCGGGUGCUGACCAAGCCCGGCGGCUCACUGUUGAUGGCAGGAAGUAGUGGAGUUGGCCGCAGGACAGCCGUGAGUGUUGUAGCUCACAUGCAUCAGAUGCAGACGUUCUCUCCAAAAGUGUUUAGAGGCUACGGCAUCAAGCAGUUCAAGAAUGACCUCAAACAAGUAAUGCAGUUGGCUGGCAUUGAAGGAGAACAAGUUGUCCUGAUCCUAGAAGACCAUCAGUUUGUAGAGCCUCAGUUCCUGGAGCUUAUCAACAGCUUGCUGUCUGCUGGGGAGGUACCAGGCCUAUAUUCACCAGAGGAGUUAGAGCCCCUGCUGAGUCCACUCAGAGACAUGGCUUCUGAAGUUGGCUUUAGAGGAACCAUGAUAAGUUUCUUUUCAACUCGUGUGAUGACCAACCUUCACAUUGUCCUCAUUAUGGACAACAGUAACAGUAACUUUAUCCUGAACUGUGAGAGUAACCCAGCUUUCUAUAAACAAUGUGCAGUCCAGUGGAUGGAGGGCUGGUGUAGAGACAGUAUGCUCAAGGUUCCUUUGAUGCUUCUGACGAGGCCACCCAAAAUAGAAGGGGGCUCAAUAGGAGAGAUCAAAGGUCACAAAAAGAAGCUCUCCGGGGGUGAUGAACUUCUGAAAAGUUUUCUUCACAUCCAUGAGUCGUGUCAGAGUCUGCGUGCAACACCCAGGAAGUACAUGAUCUUCUUGAAAACUUAUCAGUCUGUGUAUGAGAAAAAUAAGCAUAAAAUAACAGACAAGCAGCGCCACCUGCAGGCUGGUGUUUCUAAAUUGAAUGAUGCCAAAGUUUUGGUGGAUGAUUUGAAAAAGAAAGCUGGUGAACAGAGUAUUUUGUUGGCAGAGAAACAGGCAGAGGCAGACGGUGCCCUUAAAGAGAUUACAAUCAGUAUGCAGAAUGCAGGAGAUCAAAAAGUAGAAAUGGAAGAACUGAAGAAAAAUGCAGCAGAAGAGAAUAAAAUAUUGGAAAAGAGAAAGAAAGCAAUUGAUGUCGAACUGGCAGAAGUGGAGCCACUAGUUCAAGAGGCUCGCAGAGCAGUAGGGAGCAUCAAGAAUGAAUCCUUAUCAGAGAUUCGAGCUUUGAGAGCGCCACCAGAUGUGAUUAGAGAUAUAUUAGAAGGAGUCUUACGUUUGAUGGGCAUCUUUGAUACUUCAUGGGUCAGCAUGAAAAGUUUCCUGGCUAAAAGAGGUGUCAAGGAAGAAAUUCAAACUUUUGACGCUAGGACAAUAUCACCAGAAAUAAGAAAAAGCGUAGAGGAACUGUUGAGGAAAAAUAAAGAUUCUUUUGAUGCUAAGAAUGCUAAAAGAGCGUCGCAAGCAGCUGAGCCCCUGGCAGCCUGGGUUGUAGCCAAUGUCAAGUAUUCCUAUGUUCUGGAGAAGAUAGAGCCUCUGGAGGCUGAACAAAAUGAAUUGAAAAGAAACUUGGAUAAAGUUGAGUCCAGAAUGUCCAAAUUAAGUCAAGCUCUGGGAGAAGUUGACCGUAAAGUAGCCACCCUACGCAAUCGUUUUGAAACUUUGACCAAGGAAGCAGCAGAACUAAAAAUAAAACUGGACAGAGAGAAUGAAACAAUUGAUGCUGCCGAAACCUUGGUGACCAAACUGGAAGGGGAAUACCAGCGAUGGAAUCAACAGGUUGGUGAGCUAACUACAGAACUUCAAGUGCUGCCUAAGAGAGCUCAGCUGGCCGCAGCGUUCAUUACUUAUUUGUCUGCCGCACCUGAGGACCAGAGGAGAAAUUACCUCAAACAGUGGCAGGAUACGGUGGGUGUGGAUAAAUUUGAUCUUCGACGAUUCUUAUCUACUGAAAGUGAGCAGCUGAUCUGGAAGAGUGAAGGUCUGCCGUCUGAUGACCUGUCCAUGGAAAAUGCAUUAGUUAUAUUGCAGGUUCAUGACAUACCUAUUGGGAGUUCUUUGCGCCCAUUCUUGAUUGACCCAUCUUCAAGAGCAACAGAGUGGCUUAAAGUCCAUCUCAAGGCUAAUCGUCUUGAAGUCAUUAAUCAACAGGAUGCUAACUUUAGUACUUCCUUAGAGUUGGCAGUCAGAUUUGGCAAGACUUUAAUCAUACAAGAAGUAGAUGGUGUGGAGCCCAUUCUGUUUCCUCUCUUAAGAGGCGACCUGACUGCACAAGGUCCCAGGUUUGUGGUGCAGAUAGGAGAGAAGACAAUUGACUACAAUGAAGAGUUCCGAUUGUUUCUCACUACCAGGAACCCAAACCCAGAGAUAACUCCAGACGCUGCAGCCAUCAUUACAGAAGUGAACUUUACCACCACAAGAGCUGGACUGACUGGCCAGCUGUUAGCAAGCACUCUUCAACAUGAAAAACCAGAAUUAGAGUUGCGAAAAACAGAGUUACUGAAGCAAGAAGAGGAUCUGAAAAUACAACUGGCCAACCUCGAAUCCAGUUUAUUGGAGGAACUGGCCAAUGCUAAAGGCAACAUCUUAGAAAACAAAGAGCUUCUGGAUUCCUUGAACAAAACCAAAGCCAGUAGCAUCACAAUCACAGAGUCUCUGGUGGAGUCUGUUCGUUUGCAAUCUUCGCUGGAUCAAGAACGCAACACUUACUUGGGACUCGCUGAGAGUGGAAGUUGUCUGUACUUUGUCAUUAGUGACCUGGCCAAGAUUAACAACAUGUACAAGUUCUCACUGGCGUCUUUCUUGAGGCUAUUUCAGAGAGCACUGCAGUCAAAGCAUGAUGGAAGUAGCACUGACCUAAGAUUAAAAACACUGAGUUCUAAACUGUUGAUGCUUGUCUAUGAAUACGUCUGCCGCUCUCUCUUCAAGGCAGACAGAAUGAUGUAUGCAAUGCACAUGGUGCAUGGUUUUAAGCCAGAAUUGUUUGAAGAAAAUGAAUGGGAAGCAUUUACUGGUGUGUUGGUAGCAGACGUGAAAGGGGAUGGUGGGAAGACAAUAUCCUGGGUGGAUGAAGAGAGAUAUGCUGCUGCUGCUGCUUUUAAGGCCAACUUCCCAAAACUGUACCAGACAUUAGACCUGGAGGACACUGGACUUUGGUCAAACUUCUCUAGAAGCAGCCAGUGUGAGCAAGAGUUCCCGUCUGCUGUUGAAAGAAAGAUUUCCUUGUUCCAUCAAGUGUUGGUCACUCAGGCCACUCGUCCAGACCGACUGAUGAGUUCCAUGGGAUUGUUUGCUUGCAGGGCACUCAAUAUGAAAGAGUUGUCGCCACCGUCUGUCAACUUGAAGAAGAUUUACCAAGAGUCCAUCUCCACUGAGCCAAUCUUGAUUGUCAUCUCUCCUGGUGCUGACCCAUCUCAAGAGCUACAAGAGUUGGCAACAGAAACUAUUGGCUUUGAAAGAUACCAUCAGGUUGCCAUGGGUCAAGGUCAAGCAGAAGUAGCCAUGAAACUGAUCCGUGAAUGUGCCAAAAAUGGUGAUUGGUUAUGUCUCAAGAACCUUCACCUUGUUACUGCAUGGUUACCUGCUCUUGAAAAGGAAAUCAACACCAUGCAGCCUCAUAAUGACUUCCGUUUGUGGCUGACAUCUGAAGUCCAUCCCAGAGUUCCAACAAUUCUUUUACAAUCCAGUCUAAAAAUAACUUACGAGGCACCACCUGGAGUAAAGAGGAACUUGAUGAGGACUUAUGAAAGUUGGACCCCUGACUACAUUGCUCGUGGGGGCAGUGUUCUUAGGGCACAGUCUCUGUUUGCACUGGCUUGGUUCCACGCGGUGAUGCAGGAAAGGAGAGUCUACAUUCCCCAGGGCUGGACAAAGUUCUACGAGUUCUCCACAUCAGAUCUAAGAGCUGGGGCGGAUAUAAUUGAUCGUCUUUUUAAAGGAGAACUUUAUGAUGAUAAUUCAUUCAAACAUGUUGGCACUGAAGGGCAAGAUCAGAUACAGUGGAAAUUUGUCCAUGGACUGUUUGAGUUUGCCAUUUAUGGUGGCAGGGUAGAUAAUCCACUGGACAUGGGGGUCAUGGUGUCCUACUUGCAACAGUUUUUCAACAAUUCUGUCAUCGCACAGCAGAACAAAGGGAAGCGACUUGGACCUCUUAAAGUACCAACCUCCACCAAUAUUCGGGACUUUGUUGAUGUCAUUGAAUCUUUGCCUGAAUUUGACAAGCCAUCUUACUUUGGGCUGCCAGAGAACAUAGAGCGGUCAGCCCAACGCAGCAGUAGUGCAGCUGUUAUAUCUCAGCUACGCAUACUUCAAAGGUCUGAUGCUAAGGCCAGUAAGUUUGACAAAGAUGUUUGGGCCACAGAGCUAGGACCUAUACUAAACUUGUGGAAGAAAGUCAAUCAGGGCCAGACUCUGAUCCAAAUGAAAGUGAAUGCACCAUCUGAGAAAGUCUCCAACGAGUCUCCUGUCCUGACUUUCAUUAAACUGGAGAGUUACAAUGCCAUCAAAUUAGUCCAGUCCAUUCAUACUUCAUUGGCAGCUCUCAGUAAGGUCAUCAGGGGUACACAACUCUUAACUUCUGAUGUACAAAUGUUGGCUGCCGCUCUUCUUAAUCAAGAGACACCUUUAGAUUGGCUAAACAAAUGGGAUGGUCCAGAAGAUCCAGUUCAGUAUCUUCGUGGUCUAGUCAGUCGAGCAGCAGCCAUACAGAAGUGGGUGGAACGUGCAGAAUCUGGAGCUUUGCUGAGAGAGACCUUAGACCUCUCUGAAUUGUUCAAGCCUGAUACUUUCCUAAAUGCAUUUAGGCAGCAAAUUGCCAGGGAAAUGAAAUGUUCAAUGGAUAGCCUGAAGUUUGUCUGCAGCUGGCGAGGAUCAAUUCAAGGAGCUCGUACAUCUAUCAAGGUGGGGGGUCUCAUGAUAGAAGGUUGCACCUUUGAUGGCAGCCGCCUCUCUGAGAAUCAACGAGACUCCCCCACUGUGGUGGCUAUCCCACCUUGUAUAGUUUCCUGGAUACCUAAGGAGUCCCCUGACCCAUAUGGAAUGGACGAUGUCAUCUCACUGCCUGUGUAUUAUUCUAGCACCAGAGACAGAAUUGUGACAAGACUGGAUGUACCUUGUGGCGGAAAUGUCGACCAAUGGCUGCAGACUGGGGCAGCACUCUUCUUAAAAAAUGAUUAAAUAAUAGAUUCACUAAAUAAUAUUUAUUUGUUGACAUAGAGUUUUUAAAAAAUUGACAAUUCAGUAGUUAUUAUUACAUUUGGACAGAUUAUGUUUAUUUUUUUCAUUUUAACUAAAUGUUUAUGAUGUGUACAUUUUCCCUCUUGGCUGUUUUCGGUCUGGGAAAAUGAUGAAACGGCACUAAAGAAGUUUAUGUGUCGAAAUAUUUCAGCAUAUCAAUUCUUUAUUUGACCUUAUGUUUAAAUGUUUUCUUGAUCAAUUAUAUAAAUACAUUUUAAUUGGCAGUAUUUUAGGACUAUAUUGUAAAACUUGUUGAUCAUUUUUUUGUCUCUAGUAUCCUGUAUUCUCCAUCAUUCCUUUCCAUAUGAAAAUAUUAUAAUUGUUAAAGACCAUACAAACCUGCUCUGUGUCUGAUAAAGAAGAAGCAAUGCACUAUGUUGCUAUAUGAAACCUGAACUAUUUAAUGGAAGACAUUUAUUUUUACUCCGUCCAUUUGACCUGCAGAACAUUUUGUAGUUCCCUUCAUUAUUUGUUCUUAAAAUACAUUUUUUUUUCUCUUUCCAUCCAUUUAACCUGCAGAACAUUUUGUAGUUCCCUUCAUUAUUUGUUCUUAAAAUACAUUUUUUUUUCUCUUUCCAUCCAUUUAACCUGCAGAACAUUUUGUAGUUCCCUUCAUUAUUUGUUCUUAAAAUAAUUUUUUUUUUCUCUUUCCGUCCAUUUAAACUGCAGAACAUUUUGUAGUUCCCUUCAUUAUUUGUUCUUAAAAUACAAUUUUUUUUUCUCUUUCCGUCCAUUUAAUGUUACACUGUGAAUGAUUUUGUUGACAUCAGUUUUAUUGUUAGACUUGUUAGCAGGCAUGAUUAUUUUUUUGUUAUGGCCAUUAAUCUUUCAGGUCACAAUGGUAGUAGCAACUUUACUUAAUUAUUUUGAUUUCUUAAGUAGCCUUACUCAUAAGCCUGUGUACUAUUUGGAUCUUUUUAAAUUAAGACACUUUUGCAGUGACCUAGUGUUGAAGCACUUGACUUCCGAAGCAGGGGAUCCAGAGUUUGAAGACUGGGCUUUUUACUUUCAGGAUUUUUAGGGUGUCUAUGAAUUUACUCAGUAUUAAAGGGCUACCUGACAUAAGUUGCGGAAAGUCAAAUCCGCUGGUCUAUGUUAGAAACAGGACACCUUUGAAAACUGUCUACAGAAACAUAUAACGUUUACAUCAUCUGCCCCAAAGAGCAAAAGGUUUGAAAUGGGGAACUUUAAUUAGUUUUACUUUUUCAUAACAUUGAAAGUUGCUUAAUGUCUAUGAAUAUGACACAAUGUGACUAUAGUACAUUGCACUAUGUCUAGAAGAUUUAAAGAUAAAUCAUUUUAGUUUUAAAUGAGGUGUGUGACCAAUUGUUUUUAAUCAAUUCUAAUAUUGAAAUUAAUGGAACUCAAAGCAUUCCACAAAACUAAACUGCUGCUGUGAUAUUUUUAGUUCUAUUUCUGUUUUGUGAGCUUGAUGACAUGUUACAAUCUAAUUGUUAAUAAAAUUAUUGAUUUUGA